This is a messenger RNA of Zingiber officinale, 1235 nucleotides long. RefSeq names its product dof zinc finger protein DOF1.8-like. The record is from RefSeq and is a predicted model, not a curated record. Bases 296 to 1093 code for a protein of 265 amino acids. Gene Ontology annotation, biological process: regulation of DNA-templated transcription. NCBI's taxonomy places the organism in Eukaryota, Viridiplantae, Streptophyta, Magnoliopsida, Zingiberales, Zingiberaceae. The transcript has 2 exons. Gene Ontology annotation, molecular function: DNA binding; DNA-binding transcription factor activity.
CCUGAUCCCUAUCUAUCCCUUGUCUCCUCGUGAUCAGUUUGAAGAGGAGCUUGAAAUCUUCCUUCUCUCUGCCUUUUUCUUUCUCGGCGUGCACGCCAUUAGAAUUCAGAUACAGCGGCGGCGGCGGCGGCGGCAGCAGCUGUAGCAGUGUUCUUCCAUUUCCUACGUUCAUCAGUAUCGAUUUCGAUUCUCCAUUAAUUAAUCAGACAUUGCCGUUUAGUUUUCAUCCAUAUAUACAGAUCUUCUCACAUCUGUCUCUUAUCACCAGUUUAAUUCAGGUCUUCUUCUAGCGUGCAUGGAAGUUCCUCACAGUCUCCUGCCUAUUACUGGGAACCUGCAGUACCAGCAGCCGCAAGGAGGUCUGGUGAACCAGCAGCGGCAAGAGAGGAAGCCAAGGCCUCAGGCGGAACAGGCCCUCAACUGCCCUCGCUGCGCCUCCACCAACACCAAGUUUUGCUACUACAACAACUACAGCCUCUCUCAGCCGCGAUACUUCUGCAAGGGUUGCCGGAGGUACUGGACGCAGGGGGGCUCCCUUAGGAAUGUCCCCGUCGGAGGUGGCUGCCGGAAGAACAAACGAUCCUCCUCCUCCUCCUUCUCCUCCUCCUCCUCCUCAAAAAUCAUCAAGUCAUCGCUGUCGUCUUCGUCAGACCUCAACGCUAAUAAAGCCGCCAACUCCUUCAAUGCUCCGCUGCCCUUGAGCAUUCCUCCCGUUUGCAAUAACCUAGCCAUGGCCUUCGCUGAUAAUGUCUUUCUUCUAGGGCAUGCAACGGGUAAUCCUGCUGCCGCGACAAACUCUAGCUUUCUUGACUUCUUGACGAGCACUGCCGCUUCCUCUUCGACGGGUCAAGCUCUGAGCGGCGGCAUUGUUGUUCCCGACAAUGGCGGUUUGAGCAACCUCUACUUUGGAGAAGAGAAGGAGGGGCCAUUAAUGUCCUUUGAGGGAGGAGUUCACGAGAGAGCGUUGGAGGACAGAGUUAGGGAGCCUAAUAGUUCGUGGCAAGGGCUCGUCAUGAAUGGCUCGUCGUCGAUGGAAGGAAUAAGAAUGGAUAUGCCCUUUUCAGCACUCGGAGAUGCUUAUUCUUUCUUCUGAAUUGAAAAAUGUUUUUGUUUUUUUUUUUUUGUGUAAUUUUAAUUUCUUCUUUGAUACAUGUUUCUAGUCUCGUGUAAUGAUCUUUGUAUUAAGUUGGAUAAUAUUGUUGCGGGUGUGGGGAUUGAUUAAUAUUCUCUGUCAA